AUGGUGUGUUUGAUGUGGCUUUUACUGAAUAUCGGAAUGCAAGCCGCCAUAGCCGUUAUCAGCCUGACAUUCCAGGCCGAGCCUCAUGUUGAUGAUGUAUAUCUAUUAGACCACGGUCAAGUCUUCCUACCUAAUAUGAGCAACUUCGCGCGCGGCACUGGGCGCUUCUCAGGCCGUCAAUCCGACCUCGAUUCAACGCUACAAAACCUGGGAGCAAGCAUACUUGGGGAUGUCGGGGGCAGCUACAAUUACUCCACCCUCCCCUCCGUGCCACUGGCGGGACAACCUCUGGCCAAGUUCCCCGCCACGUUUUGGAAAGCCGACGACCACUGGGAGUAUCACUAUCUCAGCUCGGCGCUGGAUUUCGUAUCCGCCGGGACGAAUUACCUGGCCGUCUACUCAGACAGAAAAGUGUCAUCAUCGGCCGUGUGCACGACGCCAGAGUACAACUCGACCAUCGACCGCGCCCGGGGGCUGAUCCUCGUGAACCAGACAAGCGGCCGGGACUUCACCUUCGGCUCGGUCGCCCUGGGCCUCGAGUCCACCACCUACGCCUCGGUCCCGAUCCUCAGGCAGCUGCGGACCGACCUCUGCGGGUCGAGGGUGGGGUGCAACAGCACGGGCGAGUGCGGGCCGGGGUGCAGCACCGUCCACGUCCUGGAGCCCAAGAGCGGCGAGGCCGCCCCGGGGAGCUUCGACAGCCCGACGAGCAGCUUCUUCUACUACGAGUGCAACGUCACCGUGUCGUCGGACCCGCCGCCGGCCUCGGACCUGGACAGCCUCACCCUCGCGCCCAUGAUGGCCGCGGCCGCGGCGCAGGCCAUCGCGCUCAACGGGGACGCCACGCUGGGCGGGCCGGACGCCCCGCUCAGCCGCAGCUACAACUGGGAGCUGCCCUUUGGCACGCCCUUCAACAACAGCGCGCCGGGCAUGGCGGACCAGGUCGCGCGGUAUGCCGUCGGCGUCGUGGCCGCCGCCGCGUCGACGAACCCGCGCAUGGCCGUCGAGGGCCGGCCGCCGGCCCAGGGGGUGCGCCUGGAGCUGCAGUCGCCGGUCGCGUUCGCGGUGAUCAUGGGGGCCGUGGCCGGCUUGCAGCUGCUGCUGACGGUUGUUGCUGCGGUGCUGGUUGGUGGGGUCCAUGUCCCGCGUGAUGGGGAGUGGAUGACCAAGGAGGCAUUGAAGCGGUUGUAUUCAUGA
Molecule: messenger RNA, 1197 nt
Organism: Diaporthe batatas
Lineage: Eukaryota; Fungi; Ascomycota; Sordariomycetes; Diaporthales; Diaporthaceae
Exons: 2
Coding region: 1-1197 (398 amino acids)
Source: RefSeq, a predicted model, not a curated record